AUGAUCAUCCUCUCCUCCUUCAUGGAUCCUUCUGAUCCCGAGAUUGAAGCGGCCCCCACGAGGGGACUCACGGUCAACCUCUUCAACGACGGGUCCUGCACCGGCGGCAAGCUCCCUGGCUGGUACGUCAAGGGCAUCUGCUACUCGACUCAGGGGAACCGCGGGAUGACCAUCGAGAACACCAGACACCAUCCGUGCUAUCUCACGGUCUACAAGGGCGACGGUUGCUCCUCGGACGAUACCGCCGACCUGAACACGAAGCAGUGCUGGGAGAUUGGCAACCGCGGGUCGUUCAAGAUCACUUGUUCUUCGUGA
This is a messenger RNA of Colletotrichum higginsianum IMI 349063, 315 nucleotides long. RefSeq lists its product as uncharacterized. The transcript is spliced from 2 exons. Lineage: Eukaryota; Fungi; Ascomycota; Sordariomycetes; Glomerellales; Glomerellaceae. Bases 1 to 315 code for a protein of 104 amino acids. The record is from RefSeq and is a predicted model, not a curated record.